AUGGCCGGAAUCACCUCAUGGAGUUUACUGUUUAUCCCUCCGGUGCGGGCAGAGGGCUACUCCAAGCGCAAUCGACAAGGUGCCGAACUGCAACACCGGAAGUUGAACUGUCCUCCUGCUGCUUCCAGAUGGCUCAACCGCGACCAUCUCGAUAUCGACAAGGUCAUCGUCAACCGAGGCAUCGUCCGCAUCUUCCGCCGGUUGAGCUAUCUUCCAGCAACCCCUGCCCGGUUGCCUGCUGAUGCAUUGGUUCUCCCAGCGGACACAAUCGCAGGACGAAGAUUCGAGCAUCCCUUCCAGCUAAUCCUCGCCGAAUGGCUCAACCGCGACCAUCUCGAUAUCGAGAUGGUCGUUUUCACCCGACGCAUCGGCCGCAUCAAACUACCCCCAGCAUCCCCGUUGCAUUUUCUACCGAGGCUUUAUCCCUUUCAGCGGCCACACGCACAGGACGAGAGUUCGAGCCUCCAAGUACGGGCGUAUUGUAUCAUACCUGGCACCACCACCACCACCGCCAUUGCGGCGUCGCUGGUGACGCGUUAUCAUCAAACCCUUUGUGCCACUAGCUCCCGCAGCAGGAAGAUGAACGAUCAAAACCUGUAUUUGGAGCAGCAGCCCUGCAUCUGUCUUUUUCCUUUGGCUGAAGCAUCGCCUGCAUCUUCCGGUGGUUGA
This is a messenger RNA of Aspergillus costaricaensis CBS 115574, 669 nucleotides long. RefSeq lists its product as uncharacterized. The transcript is spliced from 3 exons. Bases 1 to 669 code for a protein of 222 amino acids. The record is from RefSeq and is a predicted model, not a curated record. NCBI's taxonomy places the organism in Eukaryota, Fungi, Ascomycota, Eurotiomycetes, Eurotiales, Aspergillaceae.